CUGGUUGCGUGUGCGUGUGCGCUGGCUGCUAAUGUGCUGCAGCGUCCCGCCUCACUCGUGUUGCCGCUCAAGCACAACAUGGCCGCGAUCGGCAAGAGGUCCGCCUGCGACCUGCACUACGAGGUAGGCGUAAACGACGAUGGACUGAUUCAAUACUUAAAUCUCACGUACUACAACGAUUGCGGUUGUACGUAUAACGACACGUGCGGGCCGGGCAUCGCGAACCGCAUACAGAAUAUGUAUGACAGUACCCGUUAUAACAUCACUGGUUUCAGUGUGCUGACCGACAAGCCUUCUAAUACUUGGUGCAGAGCGCCUGCUUCAACAGAAGGUGUCGCUGUAAUGGAGCACAUAAUGGAGCGUAUCGCGCAUAUAACCAAGAAAGACCCCAUCGAAGUCAGAAUCACCAAUCUGGCCGCCAAGGAUGCCGUACUAAAGGAAAUGAUAGCGACAUUCAAAAUGGAAACCAAUUACGACGACAGAGUGUCCGAAAUCGCUAAGCACAACAAAGAAAAUGCUUGGAAGAAACGUGCUUUGAAGCUUUCGUUGAUGUCAUAUCCAAUCACUUUUUACGGGAAUCGCCCUGUGACGAUAUCCGUAUACCACGCGGAUGGAUCGGUUCUAAUAUCCCACGGCGGUAUUGAAAUGGGCCAAGGAAUCAAUACGAAAGUGGCUCAAGUCUGCGCUUAUGAAUUGAUGAUACCUUUGUCCAAAGUAACAGUAAAGGGGUCCGAUAGUUUCGUAUCACCCAACGCAAUGGUCAGCAGUGGUAGUAUAACUACCGAGUGUAUCGCCUACGCGACUAUUAAGGCUUGCAAAGAAUUGCUGAAUAGAUUAGAACCAUCAAGGAAUGAAUUGGUUGAUCCUACGUGGGAGGAAGUCGUCAAGAAAUCGUUCGAAAACAAUGUAAACCUUCAGGCAAGUUGGAUGACGUCUCCCUCAGACUCUUUAAUGGGUUAUGAUGUGUACGGAGUUUGUUUUACUGAGAUAUGCCUGGACGUGCUGACUGGUCAGCAUCAGAUCCUGAGGGUGGACAUCCUUGAAGAUACGGGACAAAGUCUCAACCCUAACUUGGACGUUGGUCAGAUCGAAGGUGCCUUUAUCAUGGGUGUAGGCAUGUGGACCAGCGAGCAUCUGAUCUAUUCCAAGUCGGGCCGCUUGCUCACUGACUGCACGUGGACCUACAAGCCACCUGGCGCUUUGGACAUCCCGAUAGACUUCCGUAUCAGCUUCCGGCGCAAUUCAAAGAACGAUACCGGCAUCCUUCGAUCAAAAGCCACGAGUGAACCUGCGCUUGUGUUAUCUGUGGGGGUAACGUUCGCACUUCACGAGGCCAUUCUUGAAGCCAGGAAGGAGUUUGGUUAUGAAGACACUGAAUGGCUGAAUAUUGAUACUCCGUACUGUGUCGAGAACAUUAUCAAAGCAAUCGCCCCCAAAAUACAAAGUUAUAAGCUUAAUUAA
Messenger RNA from Parnassius mnemosyne (clouded apollo), 1461 nucleotides. The record is from the annotation of a GenBank genome assembly. Lineage: Eukaryota; Metazoa; Arthropoda; Insecta; Lepidoptera; Papilionidae.